GACACACUGCGCAAGUUCACUCCCACUCUUUUGGACAGGCUGAAUUGAAAACACAAAACACGUGUGACCCAAGGGAAGCAGGAAAAUCAGUUUGUUUGGUGGUAUAAUUCACAUAAAACUUUUAGCGAAGUAAGCGGCACACUUCAAAGCAAUGAAAGCCGAGAAGCGGGCAAAGAAGCCAAAGGGUGGCGACAAAAUAAAGAAGAGGUUCGUCGACGAUAGUCUGGUGGAUGAACCGAAAAUUAAAAUGAAGCGGAGGAAAUUCCAACCAGACAGAAACUUGGAGACGAAAACGCUGUUGAAGUUCGCCCAUGCAAAGACCUCAGAUGGUAUGAAGAAAAGUCAACUUAGUGCAACGAAGAAAAAUGCUGAAGACGAAGAAAAAGAAGCGGAGGAUAAGCCACUCUUGCAGCCUCCGGAGGUGGAGUCGAAGAAACUGGAGAAAUACUCCAGAGGAGAAGGUAUCCGAGUAAGGAGCUUUAAGUCCAAAACUUUCAAGAGGAGAAUUGCGAACAAAGAAAAGAAAAUACAGUUUUCCGCUGAAGAAGCUGCUAGGAAUGAAAUCCUGAUGACCGAAACUACAGGAUUUCUUGAGUCUGAGGGCUACGAAGAAACUUCUAAAAUCAGACAAAAACAAAUCAUAAAAGCUGUGGAUGUAACAAGCGCCACAAAGCAUUUUGAGCUCAACCUUGAGUUUGGACCGUACCGAAUCGACUACACAAGAAACGGACGACACUUGUUGCUGGGAGGUCGCCAAGGUCACGUCGCUGCGUUCGACUGGGUCUCCAAGAAGCUUAUGUGUGAAAUCAAUGUGAUGGAAGACGUCUUGGAUCUAAAGUGGCUCCAUACAGAGAAUAUGUUCGCCACUGCUCAAAAAGAGUGGGUCUUUAUUUAUGACAAUGAAGGCACCGAAAUCCACUGCGUUAAACAAAUGCACAAAAUUCUCAGGCUGGAGUACCUGCCCUACCACUUUUUGCUUGCCUCUGCUUCGGAAACGGGUCACUUGAACUGGCUAGAUGUGUCUGUUGGAAAAACUAUUGCUGGAUUCCAAACCCGAAUGGGCAGACUGACACACAUGGCACAAAACAACUACAAUGGCACCAUUGCGCUUGGGCAUCCAACAGGAGUCGUCACCCUGUGGAGUCCAAUGGUGAAAGAGCCGCUGGCCAAAAUGUUGUGCCAGAAAACUGCCAUUAUGUCGAUGGCCAUAGAUCCUGCUGGCAAGUACAUUGCCAGUUGCGGCAUGGACCGCAACAUAAACAUCUGGGACAUCAGGGCGAUGAAACCAAUGCAGAGCUACCGAGUUACCGGAGUUCCAACAUCACUUUCCAUCAGCCAAAGAGGAUGUCUUGCAGCUGGUAACGGGGACAUUGUUCAGUUAUACAAGGAUUGCAUCACAGUUCCUGCGGAGGGACCAUACAUGACUUUCAAAUGCAAGCAGUGGACUGUCAGGCAAGUCCAAUUUUGCCCGUAUGAAGACGUCCUCGGCAUAGGCGCUGAAAGAGGCUUCUCAAGCAUUCUUGUGCCUGGCUCGGGAGAACCCAACUUUGACUCGUACGAACACAACCCAUUCAGGACUAAAGCUCAGCGAAAGGAAGCUGAGGUGAAAGCUUUGCUGGAGAAGGUUCCUGCAGAGUUGAUUACGCUGGACCCUCUGGCCAUCACUGAAGUGGACAUCCCAUCCCUGCACGAUAAACUGGAGGCUCAGAAGAAGCUUUUGUACAUGAGGCCACCUAAGAUCGAUUUCAACCCUAGAAGAAAGAACAAGAAAGGAGGGGGUAUUCAGGCUGCAAAGACAAGACAAAUUCUUCGAGAGGAAGCCAAAAAGGACUUCAUCAAGCUUAUUAAGAAGAAUAAAACAGACAUGCUUGUGCCUGUUGGAGGAAAUAAGGUACAGCAACAUGCUGAACCUCCUAGUGUGUUAGAUAGGUUCAAAGCUAAGCCUAAAAAGAAAAAUCAGAUUGCUAUUUGAAUUUGGAAUAUUUUGUAUCUCAAGUAUGACUGUAUUAUGUAAAUUCGUUUAUAAAUGAAAGCUACAAUACAAGA
Molecule: messenger RNA, 2046 nt
Organism: Cloeon dipterum
Lineage: Eukaryota; Metazoa; Arthropoda; Insecta; Ephemeroptera; Baetidae
Product: WD repeat-containing protein 46
Exons: 9
Coding region: 152-1972 (606 amino acids)
Biological process (GO): maturation of SSU-rRNA from tricistronic rRNA transcript (SSU-rRNA, 5.8S rRNA, LSU-rRNA)
Cellular component (GO): nucleolus; 90S preribosome; small-subunit processome
Molecular function (GO): protein binding
Source: RefSeq, a predicted model, not a curated record